CCACUACAAAAGUUCCUAGAAGCAAGAAAGUUUCUACUCAAGUUCCAACCAACGCAGAACCGUUUUCCUGUGAUUUCUUCCAGGAAUGUCGACUCAGUCAUUUGCUCGGGCCGCAAAGGCCGGGCUUCCGCCAGCAACAUUGAACCUCGCCACCGCUCAACACCAACUAGUACAAUCAACCACAGGUGGCGCCAAACCAGCUAGUUCUUUCUACAGAGCCAAGAACGGAUGCCGAUUAAUCUUUUGUGGGGCGGACAGCCACAAGCGAAGAGCGUCUAGGAGGGGUUUACUGGCACCGGGAGCUUCGAGAACUGGAUCUCAUUGCUCAGAUUAUAGAGCCUGCAGUUCUCGUGCGCAUUUGACACCGGCGCUUGGCAGGAGCUCCAGGUUCGUUCCUAACGUGGCAAACCAGUGGCAAUCGCGCAAUGCUGAGAGGCGGAGAGCUAGUGUGAGGGCGCAGGCCAAUGCCGCAACUGUAGUGUCAAAUGAGGGUGGUGAUGAUCCAGACUUAUAUGAGAUGACACCACUUGAGCCAGCUCAGCCCAAGCAGUCUGCACCCACGGCAGAAGAGCUGGCAUUGGCGAGGGAGACAGUUCGCAGGCGGCGGGCCGCAGAGAAAAUGGUUGAAACGAUGAUCGUCAAUUGCCGCUUCUUCACGCUUGCUGGCGUUGUUGGGUCGCUCACUGGAUCCCUCCUCUGCUUUCUCAAGGGAAGUUACUACGUCAGCGCGGCUGUCGUUGGCUACGUCAUGAUGCUGCUUGAGAUGCCGAACCGGUGUAAAGUGGUUUUGAAGCUGAUUGAGGCGCUGGAUACCUACCUGGUCGGAACCGUGAUGCUCAUCUUUGGCAUGGGGUUGUACGAGCUGUUCGUGAUGAAGCUGGACGGGGCGGUAGGGCCAGAGUCCGGGUCGACCCUCUUCGGGCUAUUCCCGCUUGAAAAACGCCCCGCGUGGCUGGCGAUCAAGGGCCUGGACGACCUGAAAACCAAGCUCGGCCACGUCAUUGUGAUGAUCCUGCUAGUGGGCAUGUUCGAAAAGUCCAAGAUUGUACAGCCCACGUGCUCUUUGGACCUGUUCCUAACCGCGGGAUCGGUUCUGCUAUGCGCCGGGAGCUUGUUCCUGCUCAGCCGCCUUAAACCCGACGCUAAACCCGGCGCCGAAACCGCUGGUUUGCAUUGAGUCUAGGCGGUUCGAGAGUUCACUUCCUCGGAGGACAUGCCAAACUUCCUCAGUUGCGCUGAGUGGUAUUUCUAGGUUCUGCUCAACAGGCCCGGCGAUGGUAUUCUUGUGCAGUGAGGGUUUAGCUCUCCGAAAAUUGUAGAUACGGGGUGCAAAAGACCUCCAAAGUUCUAGGUGUGUUCGACUGAGAUCGAAAGGACCUGCGCUGCCUAACCCAAGUGUACAUUUGCUUUGAGUUGACCCUUUCUAGCAGAGUGAGAGGACUGACUAGUGAGAAACAUUGAGGUUACAACCAGCUGAUGUAGUAGAGGUACUCCAAAAUUGAGCGUUGUGCAUACUAGUGCUCGUUUGGCGUAGCAUACGAAGCAGGAUAGAAGCGGAGCUUAUUUGUACAGACGCACUUACACCAGAUCAAUGGUCAAACUGACAAUACAAUAAACGGAGACG
Klebsormidium nitens is the source of this 1624-nucleotide messenger RNA. NCBI's taxonomy places the organism in Eukaryota, Viridiplantae, Streptophyta, Klebsormidiophyceae, Klebsormidiales, Klebsormidiaceae. The record is from the annotation of a GenBank genome assembly.